CGCUUCGGCCUUUUGUAACGGACACCGCAGGCGGAACGGGCACGUGUCAGUGAAGACCGGGAGCUGCUGAGUCUUCCCGCCCUCCCUCUCACACGCACGCAGAUAGACAGAGCAAGGCCGCUUGCUUUUUUCCGCCUUCCUCUCUCUCUCUCUCUCUCACACGCCCACUCUUAACCGGCCACAUGGGAUUCGGCGACCUCAAAUCACCCUCCGGCCUCAAGGUGCUGAACGACUACCUGGCGGACCGGAGCUACAUCGAGGGGUAUGUUCCAUCACAAGCUGACAUAGCUGUCUUUGAAGCUCUUGGUGCUCCACCAUUAGCUGACUUCUACCAUGCACUUCGUUGGUACAAUCAUAUCCUAUCCUAUGAAAGCACCAAGGAUUGCCUUCCAGGUGUUAAGCAACCCCUCAGUAAAUAUGGUCCACAAAAUGUAGCAGAUACAACAUCAGCAAAAGCUGUGGAUGAUGACGAUGACAAUGACAUCGAUCUCUUUGGUUCCGAUGAUGAAGAGGAAAGUGCAGAGGCUAAAAGGCUCAAAGAAGAACGUCUAGCUCAAUAUGAAGCUAAGAAGUCCAAAAAGCCAGCACUUAUUGCGAAAUCAUCUAUUUUGUUGGAUGUAAAGCCAUGGGAUGAUGAAACUGACAUGGUCAAAUUGGAAGAAUGUGUACGUUCAGUGACAAUGGAUGGCUUACUUUGGGGUGCCUCCAAACUGGUUCCUGUAGGCUAUGGCAUCAAAAAGCUACAGAUUCAAUGUGUAGUUGAAGAUGACAAGGUGGGAACAGAUAUGCUGGAAGAAGCUAUUGUUGCAUUUGAAGAUUAUGUACAGUCUGUUGAUGUUGCAGCCUUCAACAAAGUGUAGAAUGACAACAAAUGAACACUUAAUAAAAAUUGACGUCCAGAA
Chiloscyllium plagiosum (whitespotted bambooshark) is the source of this 902-nucleotide messenger RNA. RefSeq names its product eukaryotic translation elongation factor 1 beta 2 (gene eef1b2). The record is from RefSeq and is a predicted model, not a curated record. Gene Ontology annotation, biological process: translational elongation. Lineage: Eukaryota; Metazoa; Chordata; Chondrichthyes; Orectolobiformes; Hemiscylliidae. Gene Ontology annotation, cellular component: cytosol; eukaryotic translation elongation factor 1 complex. Gene Ontology annotation, molecular function: guanyl-nucleotide exchange factor activity; translation elongation factor activity.